GCCUCCCUCCUCAGGCGGCGCUCUUCCUCACUCCUGUCCCAACUGCAGCCUAUGGACGGCUGCGGGGGACGCCUCGCCGGACCCCAGCCCAUCCCACACACUCCCGCCCACCCGCCUCAGGGUCCACCGAAACAUCUGUUUGGAUUGUUUCAUUAUAACCCCACAAUGCUUGGACUUGAAUCACUUCCAGAUCCCACUGAUACCUGGGAAAUUAUAGAGACCAUAGGUAAAGGCACCUAUGGCAAGGUCUACAAGGUAACCAACAAGAGAGAUGGGAGCCUGGCCGCAGUAAAAAUUUUGGAUCCAAUCAGUGAUAUGGAUGAAGAGAUUGAAGCAGAAUACAACAUUUUGCAGUUUCUUCCGAAUCAUCCCAAUGUUGUAAAAUUUUAUGGGAUGUUUUACAAAGCGGAUCACUGUGUGGGAGGACAGCUCUGGCUCGUCCUGGAGUUGUGUACUGGGGGCUCAGUCACCGAGCUGGUCAAAGGUCUGCUCAGGCGUGGCCAGCGAUUGGAUGAAGCAAUGAUCUCAUACAUCUUAUAUGGGGCCCUCUUGGGCCUUCAGCAUUUGCACAAUAACCGAAUCAUCCACCGUGAUGUCAAGGGGAAUAACAUUCUUCUGACAACAGAAGGAGGAGUUAAGCUCGUUGACUUUGGUGUCUCAGCUCAACUCACCAGUACACGUCUACGGAGAAACACAUCUGUUGGCACCCCAUUCUGGAUGGCUCCCGAGGUCAUUGCUUGUGAGCAGCAGUAUGACUCUUCCUAUGACGCUCGGUGUGACGUCUGGUCCUUGGGGAUCACAGCUAUUGAACUGGGGGAUGGAGACCCUCCCCUCUUUGACAUGCAUCCUGUGAAAACGCUUUUUAAGAUUCCAAGGUAG
Lontra canadensis (Northern American river otter) is the source of this 879-nucleotide messenger RNA. RefSeq names its product myosin-IIIb-like. Lineage: Eukaryota; Metazoa; Chordata; Mammalia; Carnivora; Mustelidae. The coding region runs from base 52 to 879 and encodes 275 amino acids. The transcript is spliced from 7 exons. The record is from RefSeq and is a predicted model, not a curated record. Gene Ontology annotation, molecular function: protein kinase activity; ATP binding. Gene Ontology annotation, biological process: protein phosphorylation.